AUGUUUGGUGGUACCAUGCUCUACUCCGCCACCACUGCCCUGCACGGCCUGGCGCUCAUCUCCCUGUCCACGCCAGCCGUCACCGAGCUCGACACCCUGCCCAUCUAUGGCAUCACCAUGAUUGCCCUCUUCAACUCGCCCUACCUCGUAUUCCACUCCAAGGACUUUCGCGGCGCCUAUGCAGGCACCCGCGCAGUAGUCUACGCCUGGCUCAUGCUGAUGAUGGCCAGUAGCCUAACCUCGGUAUGGAACGUCGUCCAGCUCGACGAGGCCGCAACUGUCUGUCCACAGCCGGGAUCAGCCAUGGAGCAUGGGCGCAUGCGGCGGAACCAGCCCAGUGAGCAGGUGCUGCUCUCAUCGUUUUUGGUGCGGUGUCUGGCGGACCAGACGCUCCUCGGGUGGCUUAUUCCCCCGCUCAUGUGCAUGAUGUGGGUCAUUGGCAAAGCUCGGCGACUAGGGCAGCGACGGGACGUGCGCGGGGAGCGAGAGCGGAAGGGCGAGCGCCUGAGGGCGGAGGAGAGGGCACGGGGCGGGGGAGACCACGCCGUGCAUAUAUUGCUCCCGGUAUACGAGCUGCAGCUGCCCGCAGUACAAAAGCCCGCCCCCGGGCAUGACGAGGCCGACAGGGCGUAUAUUGGCGGCGGUGCCGGUGGCUGGAGGGAUCCGCACCGCUACGAGUGCACCUGUAAAUGCCACAAGUGGAUCCUCCUCAAGGGCAUGUCGUAUCUCAUCCCCGUUGUGAGCAUCGUCUGCUAG
Morchella importuna is the source of this 756-nucleotide messenger RNA. RefSeq lists its product as uncharacterized. The coding region runs from base 1 to 756 and encodes 251 amino acids. The record is from RefSeq and is a predicted model, not a curated record. Lineage: Eukaryota; Fungi; Ascomycota; Pezizomycetes; Pezizales; Morchellaceae. The transcript has a single exon.